This is a messenger RNA of Seminavis robusta, 753 nucleotides long. The record is from the annotation of a GenBank genome assembly. NCBI's taxonomy places the organism in Eukaryota, Bacillariophyta, Bacillariophyceae, Naviculales, Naviculaceae.
AUGAAAAUCAACCCCAAAUCUAUUGCCGCUGCUACCCAUGCUACUAGCAACCAUGAUACCCAUGCAACCCAACCUUCAGUGGCUCCCUUGGUGCCGAUGAAAUCUACGCUGCCUGUGAAUCCUUGUGCCCUCCUCUCUAAUGUUCGUGUGGCCAAUGUGAAUGAGGCACUUCGAACUCUGAAUACACCUUCUUCCACCCCACAUUGCCACCAUCCCUAUUAUGUCAGGCUCUGCAAUUUAGAGGAGAAGAUUAGGGAAUUACCAACUCUGGAAGAGACAACAAACAACCAUGCUUAUGAUUGGUUCACAGAAUCAAAGGAACCCCCCUCCAAGAGAGGCAAACAUACUACACCAACCUUAACCUUUGUUCACGCCGGUGAUUUGCAUACAGAACCAUCCAACCUUCCAUCCAUGGCCAACCUACUAUACGUGAAGGAUCCAAAUCAUUUAGAGCCAUUUACUGGUACUGAGGGAUGUCACCACCCACUUGUCUGUACAUUGGUUCCUAGGAAUUUUAUUCAACAAACCUAUGGUAAGCAAGUCAAACUGGAUAAUCCGUUUGCUGGCUGGAAUACUGCUGUUAAAGAAACUCCAGUGCUACCAAAGAAAAACAGAGAAGGCAAGCAUAGGAGACUGGUAUGGGAAGACAAGAACAAUACCUACCCAAAGAUUGGUUGUCUUGUCAAACAGGCUGGUGGUUUAUCUUUCCAUCUCCUUCCUGAAUCAGUUCCAAAGCACCAAGUCAAGAAUUAG